CCGGCGCUCCGAGCGCGGGCCUGGGGACUCCGGAUCCCGCCGCCGGGGCCGCAGCAUGGGGCGCUUCCGCGGGGGCCUGCGGUGCAUCAAGUACCUGCUGCUCGGCUUCAACCUGCUCUUCUGGCUGGCAGGGUCCGCUGUCAUUGGUUUUGGACUAUGGUUUCGGUUUGGGGGCACCAUGAAGGACUUCUCAUCGGAGGACAAGUCCCCGGAGUAUUUCUACGUGGGGCUGUACGUGCUGGUUGGAGCAGGGGCCCUGAUGAUGGCCGUGGGCUUCUUCGGGUGCUGUGGAGCCAUGCGGGAGUCACAGUGUGUGCUCGGAUCUUUCUUUACCUGCCUCCUGGUGAUCUUUGCUGCCGAAGUAACCACUGGAGUGUUUGCUUUUAUAGGCAAGGGGGUAGCUAUACGGCAUGUCCAGACCAUGUAUGAAGAAGCUUAUAAUGAUUACCUGAAAGACAGGGAAAAGGGAAAUGGGACGCUCAUUACCUUCCACUCCACAUUUCAGUGCUGUGGAAAAGAAAGCUCUGAACAGGUCCAACCCACAUGCCCAAAGGAACUUCUGGGGCACAAGAACUGCAUUGAUGAAAUUGAGGCCAUAAUCAGCGUUAAGCUCCAGCUCAUCGGAAUCGUCGGCAUUGGAAUCGCAGGUCUCACGAUCUUUGGCAUGAUUUUCAGCAUGGUCCUUUGCUGUGCAAUCCGAAACUCGCGAGAUGUGAUAUGAAGCUACAUCUGCGUGAUAACUACACUUGAGAGCUUCCACACGGCUGUCACAGGACUUGUGUCCUGGCUCGUUUUUAAUACUCAAAGGACAUUAGCAUCGAAAAUAAUUUGCUGUCAAUUGUACAUUUGCACAUGUAUGUAUGUUUGGCCCAUUCCUAAUUUACCCCUUGAGCGAAUGCUGUGUGUGUUGACUGCGAGCACAUUCACGUGUGAUCUGCGGGUUUCUGGUGUACGCGUUGUGUGGAAUGAAAUCUGCUUGCUGAAAAUUCCCGGUUCUUGUGAUGUUAGAGGAGCAACCUAUUUAACACUCAGAAAAAAAUCAUAAGACUUUGGUAAACUUUAACAACUUAGCUGUUCAGAAGAAGUGAUAAUGGGUCAUUCUCUCAGAUUCUAGCCACAGAAAGGUAGAUUCAGAGAAUUCAGGGAUUUCUAGUUAACAGAAGCAGCUACAGGAAUUGAGAGAUGGUGGUGUAGUGCUAAAAUUGACUGCGUCCAAGUUGCGUGUCAGGGCUCCCUGGGAUUUUUCUAUAUACCUACUCUUCCCGGAACACAGUAAACCACAGUUUUAGAAUGAAACACAUCUGUAAAACUAAAUAUAGCAUGGAAACUCUUAUUCGAAUCACUCAUACUUUCCUAGUAUUUAAAAAAAAAAAAAAAAAACCUCCCUCUGGAAAGAGUGGUCACUCAGACAAUCACGUGCCCUAUAAAAGUGACUGCUUUUAGGACUUAAAAAAAAAAACCCAACCUUUCAAUAACUUUUUGAAGACCUUUUUUCUUAUAUAAAUACAUUUAAACAUUGCUUGAUGACUUACUUUCCUUUUAUGACUCUACUCUGAACUACAGCAACCCUCCCACAAACAAAAGUGCUUUUAUCUCCGAAUUUUCCAUGUUUCUCCAAAUGUAAAGAUAGAAAGACGAAAGCAAGUGAUCUGGCAGUUGCAAGUCGUGGGAAAGAGAAUUCUCACUGGCACUGUAUCCUUGAAAUACCUCAUAACUUGAGUUUACAUAGUUUCCUAAUUCUUUCUAUUUUUUAUUCACCUAGAGAAGUCUUCUUCAUAGAUUACAAACUACAGUUUUCACCACUUAAGAAAACAAAAUCCUUCCUAAUUCAAAUAUUGUAAGCAUCCUUGGCCAAACCAAAAUAAAGAAAGAAAAGCAUCUACUAGUUGUAUGCACACAGCAGAGGCAAGCUAAGGAAAUUUAAAAAUUUUAAACACACAGAACAGAAAUGUUUUUUCGUGUAAGUCCCCUAUAAAAAUAAAAUUUUCGUAUUCUUUAUGGUCUCAAUGCUCUAAUGUGGGUAUGUAAACCCAAAGAUAGGAUCUAAACUGACGUAUCUGUCAAUUUUUAACAACGUGGUACUUUUGGUAGAUCGUGGAGGGUUUACUGUUAAUACAUUUUAAAAGGCCAGGCAAAGUCAAAGUACUGGGGACUUCGGAAGCCCCCGGGUAAGUUCACAGACCUGUGAGAACACAAGUCUUUGUGGGUGCACUAAAGCAAUGUGCUUAGUCCCAAGAAACUUUUACAAAAUGCUUUGCUGAAAAGGCCUAAUUGCUACAAAUAGUGUCAUGCGCAUAGAGAACCAUGCUUCCGCCAUACUUGCUACUGCCACUAACUUUGGAGGAAGCCUUUCCAGAAAAAACCAUUGGAAGCCAGCUAAAAAUAUAAUCGUACAUGGCUACCUUACUGUGUCUAUAGCUGAUGGAAAGAUUAUUUUAAGAAAGUCACUACGUGAAAUAGAUGCUUAUACCCCAGUAAGUGACAGAUACAACCUUCGAAGCACAGAGCAAGCGGUCCCAUCUCUCUGGCUUCAGUUCAUCCGUCUACCUGAAGACAGGCCCAGGUGCAUACUCAGGUUUCUUGCAGCUCAGAAUCCUCUCUGAUUCAACAAAACUGAGUUUCAUUCCAUAUCCGAAUUAACAACCUUAAAGACAACAAUAGUUAGGAAGAUUAGAGAACUGUUCCAUACAUGAUUCAUGUACCCGUUUGGGGAGUAAUUUUUCGAAAAUAUGUACCAUGAGUAAAAUUAGAGAAUUCCACCCCUGAAUGAGGGUAGAUUUAUAUAUAUCCUGAAUCUAUAUAUAUCUUGAAUUCCUAUGUAUCUUGAAUCUAUAUAUCUUGAAUAUAUAACUCGAAUAUAUACAUAUGCAACUUGAAUAUACGUAUAUAUGCAUGUGUUUACAGACAUACAUACGUGUAUACGUAUAUGUACACAUAUAUACACACAUAUAUAAAUUUUUGGUUAUGUCUGUUUACCUGAACUGAUUUGAGAUCAGACUCAAACAUAUUCUUAAGCAUCUGGUGCCAAGGCACUGAAUUAAAAAUUUCCUGAUGAACUAUUUUAAGUUAUUUCAAAUUAAAUUUUCUAUGUACUGGAA
Hyaena hyaena (striped hyena) is the source of this 3098-nucleotide messenger RNA. It is a transcript of the gene TSPAN2, whose product is annotated as tetraspanin 2. The record is from RefSeq and is a predicted model, not a curated record. The coding region runs from base 56 to 721 and encodes 221 amino acids. NCBI's taxonomy places the organism in Eukaryota, Metazoa, Chordata, Mammalia, Carnivora, Hyaenidae. The transcript is spliced from 8 exons. Gene Ontology annotation, cellular component: membrane.